Messenger RNA from Musa acuminata subsp. malaccensis (wild Malaysian banana), 917 nucleotides. RefSeq names its product nascent polypeptide-associated complex subunit alpha-like protein 1. The record is from RefSeq and is a predicted model, not a curated record. Gene Ontology annotation, cellular component: cytoplasm; nascent polypeptide-associated complex. Gene Ontology annotation, biological process: protein targeting to membrane. Lineage: Eukaryota; Viridiplantae; Streptophyta; Magnoliopsida; Zingiberales; Musaceae.
AUACGCCUCUCUCUUGCGUUAUCAUUGGGUGUCUCCUUAGGGCUUAUCGUGGGCGCCGUCUUCGACUGCUAUCCGAUCAUCGUUGCUAUGACUGCCCAAACGCAAGAGGAACUCCUUGCCGCACAUCUUGAGCAGCAGAAGAUCGAUCUAGAUGAACCUGUAGUCGAGGAUGAUGAGGACGAUGUUGAUGAUGAGGAUGAUGAUGACAAGGAUGAUGAUGCUGAAGGACAAGCAGAUGAUGCCACUGGGAGAUCAAAGCAAAGCAGAAGUGAAAAAAAGAGCCGUAAAGCCAUGCUGAAGCUUGGAAUGAAGCCAAUUCCUGGUGUUACUCGUGUCACGGUGAAAAAGAGCAAAAAUAUAUUAUUUGUGAUAUCGAAGCCAGAUGUAUUCAAAAGUCCAACCUCAGACUCUUAUGUUAUAUUUGGAGAGGCAAAGAUUGAGGACCUGAGCUCACAACUCCAGACUCAGGCUGCAGAACAGUUCAAGGCACCUGAUCUGAGCCAUGUCAUCUCAAAGCCCGAGACUUCUGCAAUGGUUCAGGAUGAUGAAGAAGUCGAUGAGACUGGUGUUGAACCAAAGGACAUUGAACUGGUCAUGACCCAGGCUGGGGUUUCAAGGUCUAAGGCUGUUAAGGCACUCAAAGCUGCAGAAGGUGACAUAGUUACUGCAAUAAUGGAGCUUACUAAUUAAAGCUCAAGAAUUAAGCUGUUUGCUUUCCACUGUUUGUUUUUCCUGCCUUGUUGAGGAUACAACAGCUGAAUUUUAUCUAUAGAUUUUUCCACUCCUAGUGUUGUAUUAGUAGUAAAAACCCUCUGUGCUUCAGCCUGGUGGUUCUCUAUUAUUUGAGGAAUGCUUCAAUGUGAUGUGCUUUCAUGAACGUGAAUGUCUAAAACUGGUAUCAGCUGGAGGUUGUUUCA